AAAAGAUAUUUGGUGAAGGCAGUUGCGGCAAUUAAAUCAGAUUUUGAUGCCAAAUUAUUGUCAGCAAUGCAGAAUUUUAAAAACAAUCAUCAGGAUGAUGACAAUAUUCAAUUUGAAUUUCAUGCCGUUUCAACCUCACAGGAGUUAAGUCAAUUAGAGGAAAAUCUCAAAGAUCCAAAUUAUGAAAAGAAAGUAAGAAAUUAUUUUAAAAAAAUUAUUGGUAAUAUUCCUGAUACUAGUAAUGGUUUGGAUACCUGCUAUAGUAUUGUAGAUUAUUUUUUUGAGAAAAAAUUUAUGGUGCAGUGUUCGUGGACGGGAGGAAGUAGAAGCAACACUGAAAAAUGUUGUAUUAAAAAUUGCAAAAAUAUUUUAGAAGUGUUUUUUACAAUAGUCCAAAGUUCCAAUAAAGAUUUUUCGAAGGCUUUGUUGAAAAAAUUUAUAAUUGGAAUUACAAGAAAUGCAAAGAAGCGUAGUUUAACUGGAGGCAUCCGCCAAUCUUCAAUACAUAGAAGAAAAAAAUCAAUGGUUAAAAAACAACGUUUAAGUGGAAACAGAAAAGGUGUUGCUCAAAGACAAGGCGAAAAUGAAAUUUUUUAUGAAAAUGAGCAAUCAUUUAAUGAAGAAAAAGAAUAUGAUGAAGAUAACGAUGAAUAUGGUAUGGAAAAAUAUGAAGCUGACGGUGAAGAUGCUAUAAUAGAACAUGACGAGGUUGAAGAGGAAGAUAAUAAUGAUACAGACACGGACUAAAAGAACAUUUUUAUUAAAAAAACUUUUUAAUUUACAUUCAAGUUUUGUUUAUUUUUAAUAGUGUGUAGAAGAGGAAUAAAAACAAUUUUACUUUCA
This is a messenger RNA of Diabrotica virgifera virgifera (western corn rootworm), 843 nucleotides long. RefSeq lists its product as uncharacterized. Bases 67 to 747 code for a protein of 226 amino acids. Lineage: Eukaryota; Metazoa; Arthropoda; Insecta; Coleoptera; Chrysomelidae. The record is from RefSeq and is a predicted model, not a curated record. The transcript is spliced from 3 exons.